ACUAUGCUACUAUGACAAAUUAAGAUUUUACACACAAAACCCACGAUUAACAUAAUGACAUCUUUUAGCUAAAACGUUCCAAUGCUUAAGUAGUAGUAGUUAGUAGUUAAAAUUAACAUUACAAUUCUCUUACAUAUUAAUGUGCCAGUAAUAAUAAUCCAAUAAUAUUUCUCCCUACAAGGGGCUAUUCCGCACAAAACUCUUGAUAUUUAAAGCACACUUUGCUGUUAAUACCUCUGUUCCUUCUCCAGGUAGGAUUAUGAAUUGCAAUGGAGUAUUUUUACUUUGAGGUAUUGCUAUGUUUACUCAAGUGAAAGACGUCACUCUUCCACCAUUGGCUGACCUGACAAUGGAAAUAUUAUGCAAUGGAAAUAUUCUAAAUAUCUUGGUGUAUUAUUUUACAUACAUUUUCUUGUAAUUUAGUAUUUUCACUAGAAUUUAAAAUAAAGUUCUGGAGCUUAAAAUGAAAGUGUUUCUAACGAUGGACAGGAGGUCAAAGGCCAGUGAAUGUGUGAAUGACUAACAGAUAUCCUGUGACCUGGAUGACCUGAGGAAUCUUCUAAGCUUCAAGCGUUUGUGUGUUUCUGGUUUAUUUACUCUUGAAUCAGAAGUGUUUGCCUGUGAGGAGGGUUUUUGAGACAUGGUAAUCCAGUUCACCCCCCUAACUGAAGGUUAGGUGAUACAUGUUCAGAGGUGUACGUUAGAGAAGAAGUGAAAGACAAACAUUUUUGAGUAUUUUUUCAUAUGUGUGUGUACGUGAGUGUGAGACAAGCCUGUGUUUGAGAGAGAAAGGAGAGGGCGAUGUGUUGGAGAACGAGUGGGAAGACGGAGCCAGGCUUGUCUGCAGAUUUAGACCAACCUUUUCAUAGAAAGAGGACACAUGCUGUUUUCCUCUUUGGCCGUGCCUGACUGUAUGAAUUCAUUACGCCUUUAGGGGAGCACUCGUCCAAAAAUCAGCACUGAACCCCCCUCGCCCCCCUGCCAACCCAUCAAUUGGGCCUACAUUUAUUAUUUUGACCUUUCCCUUUGCGGGGGAGUGACAUCAAAGUGGAUCCUCAACUUGUUCCCCUGUGAGGAGACGGAGGUGUCAUCCUCACAGUGUGAGAGGCAGACUGCCAGCCUGCGCUGGUUUUGUUGUCAGUUAAGAAGAGAGACGGAGUCUGGGUCAACAUAAUUAAAAUGAGAAUCAAUUAGGCUGCAGUGUAUAGAAGAAGAAGUGAGUGAAACCAGGCGUGUUAAUGUGUGUGGGCAUGCAUGUGUUUACUUAUGUGUGUUUGUGUGUUUAUGAACCUUUCUGACGUCCUGAUCAUUUGUUAUAUUUAUGAUUCAUUCUUUCUUUAAAUAUUACACAUUUUCACACCUGUUGACUUAGAAAAACAUGAUUAUUGCAAAUUCAACUUUUCAUGAUCAUUAGCAAACACAAUGCUUUUAUUUAUCCAUUAGCUUUCCACACUUCCACACAACCUAAAUAUAUUUUUACUUCCUUAAAAUUUUGUGAUGAUAAUUUAAUUCUUGUUUAUGUUCAAAACUGAUAAAAGCACUGAAUCCCAGGCUCACAUGUGCUCAAUACAAAGUGCCAAUGAACAAAUCAGCCUAAAAUCUAAAACCACAGUUGCAAUAACGGUAAUUUAAGGACCUUCUAGCAAAUUCCUCAGAAUUUCAUAAGGCAAAAAAAAGUUUUCCUAGAAUGUACUGAUGAGAAGAUCUCUGUUCCCAUAGUUCCCCACAAGCUCCACAGAUAUUUUGCAUUAAACUGGCUCCAACUGGCAAAGUGAUUUUUGACAUUUGAAGGUCACAGGAGAGUCCAGAUUAUCAAAGACAAGAAGCAAUUAUGUCUCUAAAACACAAAAAUUUAAGUAGUUCAAAUUUUUUCAAUCUGAGUAACUGAUCACAUUACAAUUAAUUCCUUUUAUAUAAUAUCACUAUUUUAUAGCAUAAGAAAUUCUAUAUGUAUCAGUUUAAAUGGAGUCAAAUUUAUAAAUGCGAUAUGGUGAGUAGACUUGCUUGCACUCCAUUUCGCUCAUGCGUAAGAGGUAACACUUAGCUGUGGAUUAAAAGCUUUUGUGUUGUUUUAUUUGAGGCAGGAGCAGUGAUGAUGUGGUUAAAAGAAAAAGAAAAACAGACGUUGGUGUUCACCAUAAAUAAUGGAGGCUCAGUGCUUCCUCGUGUCGCCAGUGUUUUUCUCACAGCUGUGCAUGAAAACAAUUUUUCAUAUGAUACAAAAUAAACAGGCCCCUUUUAAAAAAUGUAAUAACACUUUUUAAAAAGAAAUAUUUUACUUUAGUUUGAUGGCAAGUUAUUUUGGUUAUGGUGAAGUUCACGUAACAGGAAAAGCUUAGAGGAAAAAAAGGUAAACAAACCUGAAUAUUAUAGUUAAACUCAGAUCAUAUCUGUAAAUGUCAGUGAAUUAUACUGUAAAUGAAGAUAACCUAAGGUGCCUAUUUUAGCAGUCCCUAACCUUGAUAUAGGGAUAUACGAGACACUGGAGGAUCAGCAGGAUGCAGUAAGAGUAAGACAGAGCCCUUUACACUGCAGCCCCUGUACUGUCCGCUCAGCUCUCCUCCGUCAUCCACCCUUCAAUCUUCUCCUCUCUGGCCCAAGGAACCACUGACCAUCCCUGUCUUCCCUCCUUGACUGAAAACUCAUCUUCUAAACAACAUCGCCCUCUUCCCACUGAACAAUUUAACCUCUCCUUGCUCUCUAAAAAUAUCCCAUCUGUCUCUCUGCUCUGGCUUUAAUUCUGUUUCCUCCUCAGCAUUCACUCCUCGUCCUCUACUCACACCAGUGUUGUAAGGACGGCCUACUGCUUUUCCUAUUUUAGGCUGCUUAUUAUUUUUGGACAAAGGCGACUUUGGGCCUAUUUUGUGGCGGGCAACAUAAUUAUGAAUGAAAUGCCUAAAUGCCUGAAAUAUAAGAUGGAUGCUAAUACAAAGAAAAGCACUGAUGAUAUUGUCAAAAUGUCUAAAUCCUCAUCAUGCAUAAUGUGAUUAUCAAUUACUGAUUUAGCCAGGCCACUCAGUAAAUUAUACUGAGUACACUGCAUCAAUAAAUUGCUUUGGACAGCUUGGAUGACACACAAAUAGAACUCGGGGAGGGGAAACUGAAAUUAAACAUAAAAUUACACUAAGUAUCCAAAUUUUACAUUAUUCAAAUUGAGAUGUAAAAACUCACUUAUUAUGUUCAUAUAGCAAAAUUGCCUUUCUAUGCACUUCAUGCUUAUAAAUUGAGUGUCUUCCUAAAGAGAUUUCUAGGACCAGAGUGCAAGUAGUUGUCAAAGCUAAUUAGAUCAGUGUCAACUGCUUUACCAACAGGGCCAUCUAGUGUCUGAUUAUCCAAAUAACAACUCCAGUGGAGGCGAAGCCAAACUGACAGAUUGAGUUUUUGUUGUGAGAGUCUGAUCUGGCUUUCAGAUUAAACAGUGAGCAGGUCCACAGUGUGAUGAAUCACUGGGUCAGUUAGUAUUCAUCAUCAGCAGAUGGCAACAUUACACUAGUGACAAGAAUGAUCCAACAUGGGAGAGUAAGAAACCAUUGUUAUUACAUUUUAGGUUUACUGUUCAACCAUCACUAGUUGAGCACAGCAUAGUCUUACUGUGGCUUUAGUUUUGAGCCUCCUAAAAUCCUGCUGCAUCUUCUCACUUGGCUUUAAAACAGUCAAAUGAGGGCAGGUGUUUACUCUUUCAGACACCAGGGAAAAUCAUCUUUUUGUGAACAGGAGACUCACAGCAAAAUAUCUAAAUGUUCAAUUCAAAGAACAGUCACAAAGUAGGUUUUUGAAAUGUUUUUGGUGAUGUUUCAAGUGUAUCACGAAACCUGAUGGACAUUUUUGACACUUAAAUUUGACAUAUAAGAUACAAUUCAGUCAAACUGUUAAAUUAACCUACAUUAAACAGUGAUCAUUUUAUAUCCCAAUUUAGAUUGGUUAGAUAAAAUUCAAGUUUGAUGAGCUAGAGAUUGAUUUUGAUGCACAACAUUAUUCUGCAAAAUAAACCAGUAAAAACAUGUAAAACUGCCCUCUGAGAUGUGGUGAAGUAGAAAGUCAUAAAAUCUGACGCUUUCUAUCUUGUAACUUCUGUAACAACACACACUCUCCAGUACAAUAGUCCACUACCUACAUCUGUGACUAAAAACUAACAACCUGGAGAAAGACUACUGAAAGAAUCUCAGCUGAUUGAUCUCAACUAAGUUAAACUGGAAUGGCUAAACCAACAUUUAAAUUAAUAUCCAAAAACACUGUAUAGAUAUUAUUUAGGAGCGACACACACACAUAAAGCCAUCAAACUCAUCAGUACCUCAAAGGACACAUUAGUUUCAACACAGAAAAACAAACAUUAAAGUUGAUGGCUGAUGUCGUGCACCAGAGGGCCAUGUUCACACCUUGUAAUGAUGUCUGAUAACACAUUAAACCACGGGUGAGUUCCAGUCAAAGGUGUUAAUAAACACAUGAUGCAACUAUUACUCCGUUUUGCAGAUGUGACCACAGCUGGGUCAGAAAACCAGAAAACAAUAACGUACUUUACUGUAUGUGAAAAGUCGAGAGUCACAACUGCGAUGAAAAUGGGACAAUGUCAAGAUACAUUAGAUACAAAUAAUUAAGAAAAAAUGUGACAUUCUUUCGUCCAAAUUUAUACCACUGAUUAAUAGUUUCAAAUGAGUUCAUAACAGAACAUGAAUUAAUCUGCUCAGUGACAAGAAGAGGGUGUACCACACUAAAUUACAUUUACACUGUUUCUCACUAGCACUAAAGUACAAAUAAAACAAACUGAAAUUUUUUAAGUGAUGGUGGGUGUCUCCAAAGAAUAGUUACAUUUUCAAAUGUGCAGUAUAUACAAAUGAUUUCAAACCACUGUGGCACUGACAGGAGUGUUUUAUCCCAACUCCAUUAAAUCAACUCAUUGCUUUCAGUUGCAGAAGCACACAAACACCAGGCUGAUGGAAAAAUAUCCAUAAUCAUGCAUAAAGUAUGUUAAUGUGAAACAUACACAAAUCAGAGUUUGUAAGGUGGUAAAAACUGCCUAUGGCUCCAACUCAAUAAAAGCCACCAGUUCACAACAGAAGUUAUCUCAAGGCACUGUACGUAAAGAACAGGUCUAGACCGUACUCUUUAUCAUAUAAAAGCUACAGAAACAACUGACACCAUUAUGUGUGUCAAGAUCCUGAGGCCACAGACAGAAACAGAUAAAUCUCCACAAACAGAUAAUUGUCCUGAUUACUAAUUACUUGCUGUUGUGACUUGGCAGUGACACUGUUACCUCUCCUGCCCCAUAGAUAUACACAGACUGCACUAAUACAAGUACAGAAGUUAACCACUGCCUGGCUGACUGCUCACAGGCCCUCUCUGAUCUUUGUACAUGAGCUGUGGACCAUCUUGAAGCCAGUGUCUGUCAGUACAGUGCUGUAACACUGCUGCUGAGAUGUGAACAUCCAUCUGAUGUUGACUAUUGAGAAGUAAACUCCCACCAACUCUCAGAACAAUGUCUCCCUGUGGCCAAAAGGUUAGGGUUUGUGCUGUCUGUCAGUGGCUCAUCACAGAGCUGGUGUUCAGAGUCGCAGAUGUCUGCUGAGACUUCUUCAUAUUUUGGACUGCCUGGCCACAACUAUAAAAACACCUUGUGCCUGUUUUCAUGGACACCGUGGGCCUUUCUUGGCUAAACACAUUCCCUCAGCACAAGCCCUGCACCAACCAACCAAAAAUACACAGCUUUCCCAGCUUGGCCCUGAGUCCUGUUUAAGCACACACAGUUAUCAGUCUUAAUUAUGAUGCAACCAAAGCAGAAGCAUAGUCAAGUCCCAGGUUCUAAAAACUGACUAUGACUCUGUAACAAUCUUAAGGAAAGUGUGGUGAAUUGGCUUAAAACAUUUCAUUGUAGUUUGUGAGGAAAGUGGACUGUGACUAACAGUUGCCUUUAAACAGGCAAAAUAGCAAGCAGAGCCUGGAGUUUCAAAUGGACAUCAACCUGUGAAGUCUGGGGCUGAGACUAAUGAUUAUUUUGUCCAUUACCUUGAUUAAAUUAAUUUAUUUAAAUUAAUUAAAUCAACGGUUUCAUUUAUAAAAUGCCUGAAAAGUAUGAAAAAUGUCCAUUUCAGUUCCCCAGAGCCAAAACUGACAUGUUCAGAUUGGUAGUUUUGUCUGACCAGCAAUACAAAAUCCAUUUGAGAGAAUGGAACCAGAAAAUCUUUGGUAUGAUUGAUGAUUGUAUAAUUUCAAUUAUUAUUCUAAAAAAAAUUAUUGGUUAAUUUUGUGUCAGGUAGUUAAUUAAAAAAAAAUCAGAUUCAUAUCUAUGCAGAUUUUCAGAGCAGCAUUUUUGAUGUUCUUCAGUUUAAUGGAAGUUUUGUUUGCAGGUUGUAGCUGAAUUAAACGUCAUUCUUCCAGCUUUGCUUUGUCCAUUCUCUGGUUCUCUCUAAACAACAUCACAACAUCCAUCUAGGCUGUCUGCAAACAACAAAGGAUCUGACAACUGAUACAAAUGAUAGUGUUGUAAAACUGCUGACAUUAAAACUUGUAUCUAUCUAUAAAACUACAAAAAAGCUGUGAAGUUCAGAGAAAAGUUUUGCAUCAAAUGUUGCAUCAUGAGAAAAGUGGUGAGCAAAAAAAGGGAGGAGGGAAGGUGGAAAAAGCAAGGGAGAGGUGAGGAAGAAAAGGAGAGAUAAGGAGACAUGUAGGAAACAACAAAUAGGCUGACGGUGGGGUGGGCCAGGGGGGAAGUAAAGUAGAGAGACGGGAGAGCAGAGGAAGGAGUGUAGCAGACAGUGAUGGAGAGGAUGACUGGGGAGUUGAGAAGCGGUGCUGUCAGAGAUAAAUGAGCUGCACUAUGUCUGGCAUGAUCAGAGAGCUGCUCGAGCUCAGUAGGUCCAGGUCACCACCUCUCCUCUGUACUGGAUGAUGGACGGUGUGGAGGGAGCUGAGCUCUGCUUCCCCCAGCUCCUGAACUCAUCUUGCAUGGGUUUAAUGCGCCCUCGCACUGAGGCCGUCCUCCUCUACACGCUUUUCUCUUCAGUCGCCGUGCUCACUGUCGCUCUCAACCUGCUGGUUAUCAUCUCCAUCUCCCACUUCAGACAGCUCCACACCCCCACCAACCUGCUCCUGCUCUCCCUGGCCAUCUCAGACCUCCUCGUGGGGCUGCUGGUGAUGCCGGUGGAGGCGGUAAGGUUCACAGAGACCUGCUGGCUGCUGGGCGAUCUCAUGUGCGCUCUGUCUUACAUUAUCGGCUUCACUCUCACCUCAGCCUCUGUGGGAAACAUGGUGCUCAUAUCCAUCGACCGAUAUGUAGCUAUUUGUUACCCUCUGCAGUACCCCAGCAGAAUCACUCUCAGCAGAGUUGAGGUGUCUGUGUGUCUGUGCUGGGCCUGCUCACUUCUCUACAACGGGUUGAUCUUAAAGGACCACCUCAGGCAGCCAGACAGGUACAGCUCCUGCCACGGGGAGUGCGUGGUGGUGAUUAACUACGCCUCCGGUGCCGUCGACCUCGUUUUCACUUUCAUCGGCCCCUGCUCAGUCAUCGUCAUUCUGUACAUGAGGGUGUUUGUCGUGGCGGUGUCUCAGGCUCGUGCCAUGCAGUCUCACGUUACAGCCAUUUCAGGCAGUUCAGUUACAGUCACUGCAAAGAAGUCAGAGAAAAAAGCAGCCAGGACCUUGGGUGUUGUCAUACUGGUGUUUUUGAUGACUUUCUGUCCGUAUUACUACCCUUCUCUUGCAGGACAGGCCACCUCAAACAGUGCUUUAGCUUGGCCCAUUGUGUCCUGGGUGUUGUAUUUUAACUCAUGUUUGAACCCGCUCAUAUAUACUUUUUUCUACCCAUGGUUUAGAAAAGCUAUCAAAUUCAUUGUCACCCUGAGGAUACUACAGCAGGACUCCUCUCAGGCGAGCAUACUUUAAAGUCACUAAACCACAUUUCAUGACCCACAUCAAAAAAUCAAACUGCUGAUGAUCUUAUGUGAAUGUGAUUGUGUGUAAGCAAUGCAAAUGCAGGAUGUGACACAUGUUGACCUGUUUGAUUUCACUGACAUUAAUAUAAGUCUUAUUUUAUCUGUCCCUCUAUCCCCCCUUCUCUCUCUCUAGAAUCUCAGCCUGUCAGAAUUAGGUCUCAUAAAUGUAAUCCAGAGAUGUUAAUUUAUCAACAGAAAAUUAAUCAGCAAGUUUUGAUAAUCAGUUAAUUGUUUCAUCUUUUUCAAAUACAAUUAUUUGCUGCUUUUCUUCAUCUUGCAUUAUAGUAAAGUCAACAUCUUUGGCUUUUGGACGGUUGGAUAAACAAACAAAAAAAAAAGAGAGGGGGGAUUUGUAGAAGUCAUCUGCAGUGUAAGGAAAUUGUACAUUUUUUCUGACGUGUUAUAGGCAGACAAAGAAUGAGGAAUGAGGGAAAAAAGUCAUCUGAUCAUUCAAUAAUUAAAAUAUUUGCUGCUACCCUGAUGUAAAAAAAAAAAAAGCUUGUAAAUUCACCUUUUGUUUCAUGUGGUUUUAACACUCUGUCUAGCUAUGGCUGUUAUCUAUUAUUCAGCAUUUUAAGUGGUUCUAAACAGACUGGCUGAACUUGAUGGUUUAUGUCCAUGUCAGAAUGUUGAUGCAUUUAAUUUUAUAACAAAUACGGUUUUUAUCAGAUAAUUCAGUCUGGAAUUUAGCCACACGAAAACAGUAAUAUAUAAGAUAGUUAUCGUCUCUGAGUAGUUGAGUCAUGAAGAAAAAAAUCUCAGUUAAAAACAUGACUCUCCCUCUAACUGCCGGCACAGUUGCCUUUCUGCAUCGCCUCACACUCGAGUUGAGUCGAGUAUUUAGGGAACAGAAAAUAUUGAGGAGAAGGCAGUGUCUUAGGCUUUGGGGCGAUGUAUUUCACCAUUAUGUCAGCAAUGCUAUUUAACACAGGAUUAUCAAGGUAAGAAAUGUUUAACAGCAGUUAACAGUUGCUGUGUCUCCCCUGGUUUGGUAAAACUAUCAAUGUUCUUUUGACAAUAAAGCCUGAUUUCUGUGAUCAAGUCUAGUAGUAAGGUAAAGGAAGUGCAGACAUAACAUUUACAAAAUUAGCACCACAAUAACCUGUAUUGGUAUUGUUUUUUAGCAGACUGUUUGCAUAUAUAUUUAAUAAAGACAUUUCAGUAACAUCAUCAGUGUCAUUUAUUUUUGCAAAAAUAAAAACUUUAUAUUAACAGCUUAGUUGUUGAAAAUACUACAUACUAAACAAUUUGCU
This is a messenger RNA of Lates calcarifer (barramundi perch), 9178 nucleotides long. Its product is annotated as trace amine-associated receptor 13c-like. Gene Ontology annotation, molecular function: trace-amine receptor activity. Lineage: Eukaryota; Metazoa; Chordata; Actinopteri; Centropomidae. Gene Ontology annotation, biological process: G protein-coupled receptor signaling pathway. Gene Ontology annotation, cellular component: membrane. The record is from RefSeq and is a predicted model, not a curated record.